This is a messenger RNA of Racocetra persica, 467 nucleotides long. The record is from the annotation of a GenBank genome assembly. Lineage: Eukaryota; Fungi; Glomeromycota; Glomeromycetes; Diversisporales; Gigasporaceae.
UAUAGUUUCAUCGUUGGAAUUGUUGCUAGAGCCAUUGUUAGAUAUUUGGAUCAUAAAGAUUUGGCAAUUAAGACCAGAAUAUUGUAAGAACUAUAACCCUUAUUCAGCAAAUAUUCAACAAGCUCUUCCAACGAACCUGGAUCAUCAACUCAAACAGUUACUUCAGACCAUGGUAAAUAUGUUGGCCAAAUCCAAAGAUCUUCAAGAAGUGCUUGGUGAAAUAGAUCAAACUUUACUUGAUCUAGAAAAUGGCAGCCCAGUUGGAGUUGGAAUUGAAAAAGAUAAGCAUCUAAUAUCUGGUUAUUUUCAAGAAUUGGCAAAACCAAGUGAUGCCAAUAACGCUAUUAAAAAUAAUACAGAUGUUAGAUAUAUAGAUUUUAAUGAAUUGAAUCGAGAUGAUAAAAUGAUAGUUGAAAACUCACCUGACAUGUUUUCUAGAAUGAAUAAAGUUACAUUCAGGACAAGUU